Leptopilina boulardi is the source of this 1958-nucleotide messenger RNA. RefSeq lists its product as uncharacterized. NCBI's taxonomy places the organism in Eukaryota, Metazoa, Arthropoda, Insecta, Hymenoptera, Figitidae. The transcript is spliced from 3 exons. The record is from RefSeq and is a predicted model, not a curated record. Bases 156 to 1838 code for a protein of 560 amino acids.
UGCACAUUGUUUUUACACUACAAAUUUAUAUAUAUAUAUAUAUUUUUUUUCUAUUUAAAAUAAAUAUAUAAUAUAAAAAUUAGUAAUUAAAAACAAAAAUAUGUAAAAUAAUUUUUUAUUCUGUUCUAAAUAAAAAUACAAUAAUAAUAAUAAUAAUGAAUGAUGAAGAAACUAAAAAACGCUUUUCCCAAGCUUUGGAAGAUUUAUUAUUGGAGGAGGAUAUCGAAAAUAUUGAAAUAAAAGAGGAAAAUGUUUUUGAAAAUAAUUUCUACAAUGAGAAAAAUCAAAAUUGUCAACUAUUUAUAAAUAAUGAAUCAACAAAUUCAUUUACAGAUGAAGCAAAUGAAAAUAGUAAUGAAAAUAAAAUUUUAUGGCAACCCGGUCCAUCAACAGAGGCGGAAUCAAAUAAAAUUUCACAAUUAUUAAAAUCACAAAUUCCACCAAAUAUAAUGAUGAACACAAAAUUAAAUGCAUUUCGUCAAUUUAUUAAUGAUGAAAUUAUUCAACUUAUUAUUAAACAUACAAAUUUAAGGGGAAUUUAUAUAAUGGAACAAGAUUCAAAUUUUCAAUGGAUACCAGUGGAUAAAUUUGAAUUAGAAGCAUUUUUUGGUUUAUUAAUAUUUCAUGGAGUAAUGAAAUGUAUUGGUAAACCAUUUUCUGAAUUUUGGUCACAAGAAUUUGGUUUUCCCAUUUUUAUAGCAACAAUGACUUGUAAACGAAUGUUAGAAAUUAUUCGUUGUUUACGAUUUGACAAUAUGGACAGUCGAGUUUCAAGAAAAAUGAAUUCCGGCGAUAAAGCUGAAGCUGUGAGAGAAUUUUUAAAUUUAUUUUCACUUAAUUGUAGAACAAAUUUUAUUUGUUCAUCCGACGUUGUUGUUGGACGAAAAGUUUAUUGUAAACCUAAUUCUUUGAUUUCCAAUCAAUCGACAAAAAUGGAAAUAUUUUAUGCUGCCGAUAUUCAUAAUAAUUAUAUAACAAAUUUGGAAAUUCCAAAUGAUGAACAAUCUCGAGAUGAAAUUGUCAUUAAUCUCACUCAACAUUUAAAUGGUUCGGGGAGAAAUAUUUUUACAGAUUCUAAUUGUACAAGUUAUUUACUAUCACAAAAAUUGAAAGAAAAUAAUUUACGAUUAACUGGAUUCUUAUCAAUGUAUCACGAGAAUUUACCAAAUGAUUUUUUCACAUCAGAAUUAAAUUCCAUUUCCUAUCAUAUUAAUGAUACGACAUUAUUUUCUUAUUCUUCAUCAUCGAUUAAAAAUGAUGGAAAAAUAAUUCUUUCUACACUUAAAUUUGAAGAAAUUAAUGAAGCACACGAAUUUUAUGACGAAACAAUGAAUAAUUUUCAUAAAUUAGAAAUGAUGAUUGAUAAAUAUACUGUACAAAAAAAUACCAAACGUUGGCCAUUGGCAAUUUUUUAUAAUAUCAUUGAUAUUGCCACAUUGAAUGCCUAUUCAAUUUAUAAUUAUGCGAAUGAUUCAUUUGAGAGAAGAAAAUUUUUACUCGAUCUUGCAAAAGAAUUAGUGGAAAGUCACAUAAGUCAAAGAUUAAAUUGUACCAAUAAUAGUGCUAAUGAAAAAAUUUUUAAUGCUGUUAAAAUUAUUGGAUUUAAACAUUUGAUAUCGAGAAAAGUUGAAAUAUUUGAGAAGAAAAAAAUUAAACAAUUAAUGACAAGAAAAAGAGGAAGAUGUUUUAAUUGUCCAAGAAGUAUGGAUCGUAAAUCAUCAGAGAGAUGUGAUAAAUGUUUUGCAUUUGUUUGUACCGAUCAUAGGGGUGUUCUAUGUGUUAUGUGUUUGAAUAAGGUGAAAAAUUUUGAUGCAAAAGAAGAUGACGAAAGUGAAUGACGAUUUUGAUCUUUUUUUUAUAUUUACAAAUAAAUUAUGUAUAUAUGUAAUAAAAAGAUGUGUUAAUAAUUAAAUUUUUAUAUUAUUUAAAUAUAAUAAAAUAAAGUGAAAAUAAAUCUA